Ficedula albicollis (Collared flycatcher) is the source of this 3420-nucleotide messenger RNA. It is a transcript of the gene MAPT, whose product is annotated as microtubule associated protein tau. The transcript has 15 exons. Bases 44 to 2719 code for a protein of 891 amino acids. The record is from RefSeq and is a predicted model, not a curated record. Gene Ontology annotation, molecular function: microtubule binding. Gene Ontology annotation, biological process: neuron projection development; microtubule cytoskeleton organization. NCBI's taxonomy places the organism in Eukaryota, Metazoa, Chordata, Aves, Passeriformes, Muscicapidae. Gene Ontology annotation, cellular component: neuron projection.
GUCCCUUUGCUGAGAGGUGGCAGAGCAUCCUCAGGACAGCACCAUGAUGGAGGAUCACGCACCUGGCCAGGAAAAGCACUUCUCCUCAGGCUGUCCCCUUCAGAUUCCAGUGGAUGAUGGAUUGGAUGAGCCUGUUUCUGAAACCUCUGACGCUAAGAGCACCCCAACUGCAGAAGAUGCCACAGCACCUUUAGUGGAGGAAGGAGACCACGAGGAUCAGGGUGGUGUGGAGCAGCACGGGGAGAUCCCAGAAGGAACCACAGCUGAAGAGGCGGGCGUGGGAGCCACUCCCAACCUGGAGGACCACGCUGCAGGAGAUGCUGUUCCAGCGGCAGGCGAGCCCAGCCCCCCAGAGCCCCAGGCUGGCCCUGAGCAGCCCCUGGCACAGGCACAGCCGCCUCUGCCCCAGGAAAGCAGCAGGGCAGCUGCCACCAGGAUCGAGGUCACCAUCCCAAUCCCCCUGGACUUGUACCAAGGCUCUGGAGCAGCCCCAGGCAGCAGCGAGCUGUGGGCUCAGGGAGGCACAGAAGGCAACGCUGAGGAGCCAGAGCUGGCUGGAGCAGCUGGCACAGGCGGCCACGAGGAGGGACCUUUGUGUGCCAGAGCCACGGGCAAGGAGGGUUCGGGAGCACGGGACAGGGACGAGGAGCGGGAUGUGCACGAGACCUGUGAGCAGGGUUUGCCUUCCCUGGGGGCACCAGCAGCUGCCCUGCAGCCUCCUGAACGUGGUGGAGAGAACAAAGGCGUGCUCAGAGACAGCCCAGGAGAGGCACUUGUGGCUGGAGCUGAGUCCCAAAAAGCAGGAGAGGAGCGAGAGGAGGAGCCACAGCUGCUGGGAGAAGGUCCAGAGAUCACCCUGCCAGAGCCUUCUGGAAGUGUCUCCCAAAAAGAGGCUGAGCCCAAGGAGGGAGAAGAUUCUGGGCCCGUGCCAGAAGCAGGCAGAGCCCCUGCUGAGGCAGAGGAUGGUGAGAAGGACGCGGACGCUGCUCUGGAAGAGGCAGGGGGCCGCAGGACGCCCCGGAGGCGGCGCAGUGGGGCGGCUGCAGACAGGGGCAGCCGUGUCCCUGUGCCCAAAGGUCGUGUUGACAAGGAAGGGACCGAAGCUGAUGAAAAGAAAUCCAAGAAAUGCUCACCUUGCCCUGCCAAAGCCCCUGGCUCCCUGCCCCCCCUGGGGCCAGCAGCCCCUCCGAAACCCCCCUGCAGCCCAGCCCAGGGAGCCUGUGCUGCCUCCCCCCGUGCUGCCAGCACAGCCAAGGGCCCCGAGGCCAGGGCUGGCUCCAAGGCUCAGAGGAACUCCAGCAACGCCUCCCGCAUCCCGGCCAAGACCCCCACGGCCCCCAAGACCCCUCCCAGCUCCGGCAGAAAGGAGCAGAAAAAACCACCUCCUGCAGCAGCAAAGACUGAGAAAGGUGCCUCAGGGGCUCUGGAAGCUCCCCCCUUUGCCGUGGGGGAGGCUUUGAGCUGCCUCCCCUGCCCUGCUCUGGAGCUGCAUCCCUGCUCUGGGGCUGCAUCCCUGCAGCCUUGUCUUCCCCGUGGUAGCUGUGGAGGGAGUGUGAGCCCUGUGCAGAGCAGAGCUUGGUGCCCUCCCCCAGUGCUGCACACGCAGCUCCUGUUCCCAGCCUGGCCAGUGGCACCUGGUUGCCCAAGGCUGGCCGUGCCUGGCCCAGGUGGGUUCUGUGGUGUCUGGCACAGGGCUGGAGCUGGGCAGGCUUUUCCCUCUCAGCUCCAGCCCUCCUCCUGGCACUGGCUGUGCAGGACCUGGGUCUCUGAGCGCUGCAGGGGUCUCUGGGCACUGCUGGUGCCUCUCAGCCCUCCCUCCCUGUGGGUUUGCUGCCCAGCAAGUUCCCCAUUCUGCUCAGUGGAGGGAUCCAGGCUGAGCUGGUUUUUUUGGCUGGUGUUGGUGGCCUGGCACCCAGGGCUGCAUCACCAUCCAGUCUGGAGCCAAAACCUGCCCACCUCCCUCUUCCCCUUCCAGCCAGCAGCAGAUAAAUCCAGCAGCCAGCCAGAGAUUUUCCUUUUCACUGCUGGCCCUGGCAGGCAGGCUCCUGGUUUUAGGGCUGUAACACACGGUCGAGCUGCAGAUGGUCACGUUGUUUCUCACGCUCUUUUCUGGCUACCAAAGGUGCAGAUAAUUAAUAAGAAGCUGGACUUUAGCAGCGUCCAAUCCAAGUGUGGCUCAAAGGAUAAUAUCAAACACAUCCCUGGCGGAGGCAGUGUGCAGAUAAUUAAUAAGAAGCUGGACUUUAGCAGCGUCCAAUCCAGGUGUGGCUCAAAGGAUAAUAUCAAACACAUCCCUGGCGGAGGCAGUGUGCAAAUCGUCUACAAGCCAGUGGACCUGAGCCACGUGACAUCCAAAUGUGGCUCCCUGGGCAACAUCCACCACAAACCAGGUGGUGGCCAGGUGGAGGUGAAAUCUGAGAAACUGGACUUCAAAGAUAAGGUGCAGUCGAAAAUUGGGUCCCUAGAUAACAUCAGCCACGUCCCUGGAGGGGGCAAUAAAAAGAUUGAGACUCACAAGCUGACCUUCCGCGAGAACGCCAAAGCCAAGACCGACCACGGCGCCGAGAUCGUCUACAAGUGGCUGACCAUCUCCGGGGACGCCUCCCCGCGCCGCCUCAGCAACGUCUCCUCCAGCGGCAGCAUCAACCUGGUGGACUCCCCCCAGCUGGCCACGCUAGCCGACGAGGUGUCCGCCUCGCUGGCCAAGCAGGGCUUGUGAUCGCGGCGCGGCGGCCACCGGGAGAGGAGACAAGGAAAGGAAAGAAAAAAAGAAAAGAAACGAAAAUAAUAAUUUGGCCUUCUUCCUCUGUUCCUUUUACAGCUGCUUCCCCGUCCCUAACUGGUUAAUGAUUUAACCUGCUUUUACUGUUCAUUCAGCUCUAGCUCCAGGACUUCAAAUUCAGUGACACUAUGAGGUACAAAACCUCCUCUCCCCCUGCUCCUCGGAGCGCACAGCCUGUCCCGUCCCGUCCCGUCCCCGCUCCCGCCGCGUCCCUCGCUGUCCCAGCCGGGGAGGGGGCGGCCCCAGCACGACCCGAGCCCCCCCGGCAGCACAGGGUGGCCCUCCGGGAAGGGGCUGUGCCCUCGCCCAGCUCGUGCCCUGCUGGCCCGCGGGCCGGGCGGGUCCUGGGCGCACAGCCCCGCCGUUAAAUUUGCCUGCUGAUUUGGAAGAAACCUUUUGUUUUUAUUUCCGAAAGCCGGGAUGUGUAUGAAGAAAACGGCCAGGCCCCCCCAGCCCCGCUCCCAGCUCCGGCAGCUGGAGCCGCGGCGUUCCCCUCUCCGUGGCUGUGCUGGAACCGCUGAGUGGAUGAGUAGAGGCUUUUCCCCAUUCCUUUGGCAGCCCCUCGUGUCGUAGAGUAGAUUUGUCUGUAUAUGCUUGGACCGUGCCAGGGUGAUUGUUUUCAUAAACGAGCAUGUGUU